Messenger RNA from Neltuma alba, 582 nucleotides. RefSeq lists its product as uncharacterized. Gene Ontology annotation, molecular function: cysteine-type peptidase activity. The coding region runs from base 1 to 582 and encodes 193 amino acids. The transcript has 3 exons. The record is from RefSeq and is a predicted model, not a curated record. Lineage: Eukaryota; Viridiplantae; Streptophyta; Magnoliopsida; Fabales; Fabaceae. Gene Ontology annotation, biological process: proteolysis.
AUGGCACAUGAUCCAACCUGGAAAGCCCAAAAAUAUAAGAAGCUCUUUCUUCCUGAGUUCCUUGGCUACAACUUAGCUGAAUGUGAUUUCAUAAUUGGUCCUGCUCUUGUUGGCCAACACUGGUUUUGCGUUGCCAUUCAGCCUAGCACAUUGGAUUUCCACGUAAUAGACUCCAUGAGGAACCAUUUCGGAACCAAGGACAGAAAGCAGAAGAAGAAGGUUGUCAUCAAAGACCCAGUGGAAAUGGCUGUGGAUGAUUGUAGGAAGAGGCUCAAUAUUAUACUGGACUUGGUCAAGCCAGGAUUGGUUGGGAAAAAGCCAAUGUCUCCUAUGAUAUUUGCAGCAGUUCCCCAGCAGAAUAACCUGAGGGAUUGUGGGGUGCACUGCAUGAUGUGGCUGAGAAGAUGGGAACCUGGUGUGACCCUUACCUACACAGAGGAAGAAGUUGCUGGCUUUCGUCGUGACCUGACAUGGUGGUUGGUCAAUCAUGAACAGAAUGAAAAACGUGACGAGGCAUUGGCCCUUAUUCGACAACCACAACCAACCAAGAGCACAAAGUCCAAGAAAAGGCGUCGGUCUUAG